CUCCUCUAGUUUCCCAGAUUAACUAACUAACCUACCCAUCAGCAGACCGAGUCCACACAGGAGACAUGGGACUGCGGAGUCACCGAGGGGGGGAACUCUUCUCAGCGACCCACCACAGCAGUUCUGACCGUCCUGGAAAAGAAGCCUCCAUCUUUUCUUCACCUGCUUUUUAUACUUUUUCACAUUUGGCCAAAGGACCGGAAGAGAGAGAGAGCAGACGUUAAAUGACAUCCGUGUGUUUCUGAUACCUGAGGCAAAUUAAAGUGCCACACCUUCACUUAGGACGACAGUGCUACAACACAUCUGGCCAAAUGGGGUGCCAAUGCUGUCGGAUGGUAAAAAGCUACAUCUAUGACCCCUCAGCCCCGGCGGACGUGCAGAAAGCUGACUCUGCGGGCAGCUCCCUCUACCAGCACCACACGGGCGGAGACCCCAACUGCUACCCACAGGGUGGCCACAACAAGCAGAAGCAGGGCUUCCACAACUUGGGCUUCAGCAGGUCCAAUGACAGCACACUCAAACUAGAGUUCGACAACAACCAGGUCAACCAGAGGCUGCAUUCUGCACCGUCACUUGCAAAGGAGCUGCACCAGCAGGCGAGCGCACCUCCCGUAGAUGAGGGGCUGUACAUCAUCCAGCCGGAGGCUGUAAGACCACGAUGGAUGGACAUAGAUCCAAGCCAGGUACCUAUUUACCCAAACGUGCUGCAGUACGAGAACCACAGUAGCUACAGCGAGCAGGAGCACGAAGUUACAACGAAUGGGUGGGACAGCUCCAUCACCAUCUGCAACAUCCCAGGUAAGAGCCCAUCAGUGGAGGAGAUCGAUGAAGGCGUUGGAGGGACACCAGAGCACCUGUGGGACACUGGGGAUGAGGGGAGCAUCUUGUCUGUGGACAUCCACACCAGCACCACCAGCUUGUCCUCAGGCGGCACGAGGGACGAGCUCACGCUGUCAAAGACUCCGGACAUUUUCACCGUGGAGAGCAGGAUCUCGGUGACAAAGAGCGAGGAUGGCGAGGAGGUGAGGAAGGGCCAGACGGAGGUGCAGAGCGUCACAGACUCGAUGGUGGCGGAGGCUCUUGCUGCUUUGGAGGCCGCCACCGCCGGGGAGGAUUCCGACUGAAAAAUCCCACAAAAAGUAAUCAGAACGAAUCCUGACAGAGCAAUCAGGACCGCCAUGAAACUUUGCCAAAGUUCUGAACAAUGAAACACGCAACAAAUGAAGGAAAGCUCUGUUUGCAGUAAAAAACGGAUUCAUUUUAAAGCUGUGGACAAUUUUUACUGUGACAAAGCAGAACAUCUGCCUCGUGAAGAAGGCUUCAUGUUUCAAAGCUGCAACUAAAGAGACUCGUGUCUGGACUGGACACUGCCUGCAGCUGGAUCAGGGUGCACCUAACACUCCACGCUCCUAAUAGGCUGGAGCCGCUCAGACAUGCCUUUGACAUCAACGGGAUAUUUUAAUUAUAAAACAUAAUCCUUUCAUAACGAGUCAACACAAUCCCUGCUUCCAACCUCUUUCAGAAUCCCUCCAUUUAAAGUGCCAUGCAACUAUUCAAACAUCUUCAGACAACCACAAACCUCAGUGUCUUUUAUUCAUAUUUGGUGUGACCGAUCGAGACAAAGUAGUUGUGAACAAGAAAAAUACUAAAUGCUUUUUUUUCUACAAAUAUCUGAAAAGUGUGAAAUGUCCCCUGAGUCAGAACCACCACAUUCUACUUUGUAAAAUAGCCCAGAUUGGAUGGGGAGAGACAGCCAAUAUAAGUUUUCAUGUCUUGCUCCCAAUUCUCAGUUGGGUUUAGGUCCUUACUUUGACUAGGCCGUUGUUACACACGAUUCUUUGAUCUAACCCAUUGUAUUAUAGCUCAGUCUGUAGGUUUAUGGGUUUUAAGGAGGAGGAACCUAGCUUCCUAUCAGCUCUGACCAGCUUCCCCGUCUCUGCUGACAAAAACCAUCCCCACAGCCUGAUGCUGCCACCACCAUGUUCUACCAAAAAGUAACAUUUUUGAUCUAAUUUUGUUUUCCUUUUCUUUUUUCCCGUCCAUUUGACCAAAGCACUUUCUAUAAUAUAUUUGCUGGAGUUUAUUUAGGGGUAUGAGAGUGAAGGUGGUGGAUAUAAAUAUAUGCCAUAUUUUUUUUUUUUUUUUUUGAUGAUGAUUUGGAAACCUUUUAGCGGUGUCCUUCUACUUCAUGAUCCUACGCUGCUUUGUGGUGGUCUAACAUAAAAUAUCAAUAAAAGACAUGGAGGUUAGUGAUUGUAACGUGACAAAAUGGAACGAUUUUCAAAGGGAAGGAUCCUUUUGUUGGCCUCUGCAGCCAAGAGAGAAGGAAAGGUCAUGACAUUUCUUUUUACAGAUUAUUUAUCUUUAGUGUAACUGUAUUGCGUUUGGUGUCGUCACCUUUAAUCUCAUGUAGGAACUGGAAGUUAUUAAUGACCAGAGAAGAGCAGAGGCAUUCAUUUAGUCCUUAUUUAUAGCUUUCUUCUUUCACUAAUUUCACAUUAACACAAAGAAUAUAGAAUCGACCUGCAGUUAAUAAACAAAAGCAAUGAACACAAGGGUUUUAUAUCAGCAGUUUCCAUGCACAUAAUUAAUGUUAAAUUUUUUAAUUCUGAGAAAUAAGUCUUCUUUCUGCCUUAAUUUCUGAACUUUUCCAUCCAAGGUUAUCAAGCCAAGCAAAGGUCAGUUAUUCUCAGUGCAAACUUAACCAAACAAACGCCAUACAUUCAACCUGCUAACUUCUUGUUUUCGGUUUCAAAGGUCAAGCUUUAAAUUUGUAGCCCAGCCUGCGACAUCCGUUCUGCUCGUACCUAAAAAGGAACUAAUUAAGGCUGGCUGAAUGCUGAAGAAGUAAUCCAGAUGAAAGGAAAUGUCUUGCUCAGCAAAUUUUAUUUUAUGUUUCACAGAGAAUACCCAUUUCAAUCGUUUGCCUGCCAAAUCAUUUCUCCUUAUUGCAUUUGUACCUUUAAAUAAAUUAAAGUGUAAUAAAGGCUGUGUGAAAUAA
Messenger RNA from Girardinichthys multiradiatus, 3001 nucleotides. RefSeq lists its product as uncharacterized. The transcript has 3 exons. The record is from RefSeq and is a predicted model, not a curated record. Lineage: Eukaryota; Metazoa; Chordata; Actinopteri; Cyprinodontiformes; Goodeidae. Bases 312 to 1124 code for a protein of 270 amino acids.